Molecule: messenger RNA, 1347 nt
Organism: Antechinus flavipes (yellow-footed antechinus)
Lineage: Eukaryota; Metazoa; Chordata; Mammalia; Dasyuromorphia; Dasyuridae
Gene: ZNF444
Product: zinc finger protein 444
Exons: 4
Coding region: 7-1260 (417 amino acids)
Biological process (GO): regulation of transcription by RNA polymerase II
Molecular function (GO): DNA-binding transcription factor activity, RNA polymerase II-specific; RNA polymerase II cis-regulatory region sequence-specific DNA binding
Source: RefSeq, a predicted model, not a curated record
GUGCGCAUGUGCGGGCGGCUGAGGGGGCUUUCGGGGGCGCGCGGGCGGGCGGGGGGCCUGGUGGUAGACACGGACACGGACACGGGCACGGGCGUGGGCUCCGACACCGAGUCGGGCGCGGGCUCAGAGGGAAGUGGGCGGACGGACCGACGUGCCCGCGGCUCCGGCAGCCCCUCCAUGGAGGUGACGCCCCCCCUGCUGCCCCCUCAGGGGCCCCCGGUGAAGCAGGAGGCCCGCGCGGGGGAGGCCCUGGCCCCCGACUCCCCGUGGUGCCGUUUCCGCCACUUCCACCUGGGGGACGCCCCGGGGCCCCGGGAGGCGCUGGGCCUGCUGCGGGCGCUGUGCCGGGACUGGCUGCGCCCCGAGAUCCACACCAAGGAGCAGAUGCUGGAGCUGCUGGUGCUCGAGCAGUUCCUGAGCGCGCUGCCCGCCGACAUCCAGGCCUGGGUGCGAGGCCGCCGGCCCGAGAGCGGCGAGGAGGCCGUCAGCCUGCUGGAGGAGCUCUGGGGGCCGGUGACGGCCCAGGAUCGGCCCCAGGAGCUCAGGGGGCAGCGAGAGAUGGCCGGCGUCGCCGGGGCCGGGAAGGAAGACGGCGGGAUGAUGCCGCUAGGAGGCGAGCCGCCCUCGGGGGCCGUGAGUGUGAACGCCGCCCCGGCGCCAGCGGGGGCCUCCUCGGAGCUGGCGCGCCCCUACAAGCAGGAGCCGGGCAGCCCCCCGCCGCUGCCGGCGCUGCCCUCCUGCCUGCCCUGCUUCCUGGGCCCGGCGGCGGCCGUGGUGGCGGCCGCGCCGGCCUCCUGCCUCGAGUGCGGCAAGGCCUUCCUGAAGCCGGCCCACCUGCUGCGCCACCGGCAGAGCCACUCGGGCGAGAAGCCCCACGCGUGCCCGGAGUGCGGCAAGGCCUUCCGGCGCAAGGAGCACCUGCGGCGGCACCGGGGCACCCACCCGGGCCCGCCCCCGGGCGCGGGGCCCGCGCCCACCCUGGGCCUGUGCGCCGGCCCCCGCCCGGCCCGCGAGAAGCCGCACGCCUGCCGCGACUGCGGCAAGACCUUCUACUGGCGCGAGCACCUGGUGCGGCACCACAAGACGCACUCCGGGGCCCGGCCCUACGCCUGCUGGCAGUGCGGCAAGGGCUUCGGGCGGCGGGAGCACGUGCUGCGCCACCAGCGCACCCACGGCCGGCCCCCGGCCCCCUCCGGCCCGGCCGCCGCCGUGGCCGCCACGGCCGGGGGCGGGCCCUUCGCCCCGUGGCCCGUGGGAUAGGGGCGCCCGGCGCCCGGCGGGCCGCGGCCCGACGCUGGUCGCUCCCCCUCCUCCCCGACCCUCCGGACCGAGCCCGCCCCGAGGAGG